GUGUCGGCCUCUGCUGGAGACCGCGGUCCUCGGCGCCGGCUCCCUCGCAGGCCGCUCCGGGAGGCGCCACGGGGGACGCCGCGGAGGGCUGCGUUCCUCCCGGCCGGGCUGCCCCUCCCCGGAGCUGGCUCGGUGCCUUCCCUCCUCUCCUGAGCCCUGCCUGCUCUCCAAGUUGGGCUGGCCCGGCUCCCUGGACAGAAGCAUCACUCUGAGCUCCGCGAGAGGUGUGAGGGGAGAACAGGGACCAGAUACUCAGCAAGUUUUCUGGACCUGGUUUGAGCAAAGAUGAGCGUUUCUGCGUGGAUCAUGUAACAGGAGGGUCCAGGUCAGGACAGACUUGAUCAUGGGAGCCAACACUUCAAGCAAACAACCAGUAUUUGAUGAAAAUGAGGAUGUCAACUUUGACCACUUUGAAAUUUUGCGAGCCAUCGGAAAAGGCAGUUUUGGGAAGGUCUGCAUUGUACAGAAGAAUGAUACCAAGAAGAUGUAUGCCAUGAAGUAUAUGAAUAAACAAAAAUGUGUGGAGCGAAAUGAAGUGAGGAAUGUCUUCAAGGAGCUUCAGAUCAUGCAGGGCCUGGAGCACCCUUUCCUGGUGAAUCUGUGGUAUUCCUUCCAAGAUGAAGAAGACAUGUUCAUGGUAGUGGACCUCCUACUCGGUGGAGACUUGCGUUAUCACCUGCAGCAGAAUGUCCACUUCCAGGAAGACACAGUGAAGCUCUUCAUCUGUGAGCUGGCCAUGGCCCUGGACUACCUGCAGAACCAGCGCAUCAUUCACAGGGAUAUGAAGCCUGACAAUAUUUUACUUGAUGAACAUGGGCACGUACACAUCACAGAUUUCAACAUCGCAGCCAUGCUGCCCAAGGAGAUGCAGAUCACUACUGUGGCUGGCACCAAGCCUUACAUGGCACCUGAAAUGUUCAAUUCCAAAAAAGAAACAGGCUAUUCCUUUGCUGUUGACUGGUGGUCCCUGGGAGUGACGGCAUAUGAACUGCUGCGAGGGCGGAGACCGUAUCACAUUCGCUCCAGUACUUCCAGUAAGGAAAUUGUGCACAUGUUUGAGACUGCUAUUGUGACUUACCCUUCUGCCUGGUCACAGGAAAUGGUAUCACUUCUUAAAAAGCUACUUGAACCUAAUCCGGACCAACGGUUUUCUUGCUUGAGUGACAUUCAGAACUUCCCAUACAUGAACGAUAUGAACUGGGAUGCAGUUUUUGAGAAGAAGCUCAUUCCAGGUUUUAUUCCUAAUAAAGGCAGGCUGAAUUGUGACCCUACCUUUGAACUGGAAGAAAUGAUUUUGGAAUCCAAACCUCUUCAUAAAAAAAAGAAACGUUUGGCAAAGAAGGAGAAGGAGAUGAGGAAAUGUGAUUCCUCUCAGAUGGGUCUUCUUCAAGAACAUCUUGAAUCUGUCCAGAAGGAAUUUAUAAUUUUCAACCGAGAAAAAGUAAAAAGAGACUUGAAUGAAAGACAAGCAAAUCUAGCCUUGGAACAAACCAAAAACCCACACGAAGAAGACAGCCAAAAUAACAACUUGUAAAGGCCUCAGUGUCUCCUCCGACAUCUCUUAGCACCUCAGGCCAGAAACUUCUGAUUGUCCACACAAAGAAGAACUGAAAGUAAUUUUUGCCACUCCACACCUCAUGCUUAGAAAUGUGAAGGAGCGUCCUCCGAAGGAUGCAGCACGAUCUAGUGAAGAGACACUGGGAUGUAAUUUCACCAUUAAUUAUGUGAUGUUGAGCAAGUCAUUUAAUCCCUUUUUGCGCUUUAGUUUAUUCAUCCAGAAAGAGAAGGUCAUAUCAGCUGAGCUGUACCUUGCCUUUUUACUGCUACAGUUGCUAUUCUACAUGGCCUUUGUAUUUUAAAAGAAAUAUUUGGAUGUAGAUUUAUUUUUCCAUUCCUUCUGAUUACACUGUGAUGAAUGGACAUUGUACACAGUAAGCCUCUUCAGAACUAGGAAACAUCAUAAAGAGGUCAAAAUCCCAAAGCCCGAUAAGGUAGGAAUGAAGAGUUUCAUUGGAAAGAAAGACAUAGGGUCAGAUUAGAAGCAGCAUAGAUUUAUAGGACCUUCGGUGCUGUGCUGGGGAGACUUUCCAUCCUGAACACGGCUUCUCAGGCUCCUCUUCAGUGGGGUGAGAUCAGUAACCUGAACUUGGUGAUAAUGACAGGAUUCUCAGCAUGGAAAUCAGCAAAUACUACAAAUCAGGGCAACUUUUGUUUUCCUUUCGUGAGCUAAUUGUUAAUAUCAGCACCCCACUUGCCUUCCUCCAGUGUGCAUGACCUUUGAGGGUAGAGUGUCCUCUGAAAAGUAGCAGAGAUCUGCAUCUGGAGAGGAUUGGAAAAUAUUGCCCCACUGACAAUAUGUUUACUCCCUAGUUCAGGGAAAUUGCAGGGAUGGAGAUUAUAUUGGGGGUUAGAAGUGAAUUUGCCAGAAAGUAAAACUUACCCUUGGAAAAAUCCCUCAGUUAACCGUAACAUGUAGGAAGUAGUUUUUCUCAGUGAAGCCUCGCACAGGGAGUUGCUCUUCCAUAAGGAAAGAAGGCACUGCUUUUGUUUUAUUCUUUAUUUUUGAUUACAUUUUGAGUAAUACGGCAAACUAGAAUACUGAGCAAGUCAUCCCUGUCUUUACGGACUAGAAGUACACUUAGAACACAGGUUACUCAUGUCUGUGAGGUCAGUUUCACAGAGUCUAAGGGACAGUGCUGCCAUGUCUCCUUUCCUCACGCUUAUUGCAAGAAUGGCAGGCAGAAUUGCCUUUUUAAAAUAUUAGUCUCUCUUUUUCUUUAUAUUGUAUUUAUUUAUUUGCAAAGUUUAACUGACCUAAUUGUACAUAUGAUAGAACUUCACUGUACUAACACAAAGAUCUUCACAGAAGUACCAUUUUCGGCACCUCAUAAUGACACUGGGUGGAGUCGAAAAGAGAACAGGCUUUGAGGAGGGCUGUGUUAACCUCUUGGCUAAAGGUCGUCUAGACCUGUCCUUUCCAAUGGAGAGAUUGGGCCUCCAGGACUACAGUAAGUCAGCAACAGAGAAUGUCUCCUCUUGAAAAGCCAGAUGGGGCGAAAGAGAUGAGAAAGGGUGAUGGCUGCCUGCCUGCUACAGCAGACACUUUAGAGGGAGGUCACAUCCGGGCAACUAAACAUGGGUGAAAGCUAGAGGUGAGCUGAAGAUCAGCAUUUAUGAGUUAAUAGGCCCAGAAUUUCUGGCCCACUUAUGAAAUAAUAUCUCUGAUUUAAGAGCAACCAUAUUUUUGUUAAAAAAACAAAACAAAAAGCACAAAACCGAAAGCCAGCUCUUUUGUGUGUGUGAUCCCUUUUCUCUACAGUUCCCACAUGUUAUUUGUCUGUGCCAUUUUUUCCCCCAAAUAUAAUUAUAAGCUCCAAGCACUUGCUCGGAUUGACUUGUAGAGAGGAGGUUGGGUUAAGCAAAGGAAAGGUGACCAAACUCAGUUCCAGACUGGUAAUCCCACCAGCCUGCAUGGUUGCCGGCUUCCAUCUUCCUUUGGUCUUUUUCAAACCUUCAUGUGCUGUGGACUCUAGUACCCUGUCACCUGGUUCUUCCUCUUGUGAAGACCUUGUGUGCAUCCUCAAGAGGUUUUCAGAAAUGUUUACCAAAGGGCACUGGGACCACUAUUCUCCACGAUGGUCUGUGCUGUUUCAUGUUUGUACCGUUUAACUUGGGAUAGAAGCCCACACAAUCUCUGUAUUUUGAAUCCUUUGUUUUAUUACCAGUGAGCUGAUUUCAAUGCCUGAAACACCAUGGCAGAUUUUCAGAACCAUGGACUCAAUGAUUAGAGAGCAGUGUUUGGGGAGUAGAAUGGGCUCCCCGGGCUCCUCAGAUGACAGCCACAAAGGAAAAGCAGUGGGCUGGGUCUGUAUCCCAGUGGUGGAGUGGGUACUUAGCAUGCAUGAGGACCUGAGUUUGACCCCCAGCACCACAAAAAAACAAAGAUGACAAAAAGAAAAGAAAAGAAAAGCACUCAUAGCCAGAAUAAGUAAUUCCAAGCACCUGUGCAUUUUAAAGAUGAGAAAGAAAAACUUUCCACAAACAAACAAAAAACCUCCUAAAUCUUUAUGCUGGUUGCUGUUGAAAUCAGGUUCUUUGGUUUUAUUCCAUAACUUGGGCUGAAAGUUAAUAGCCCACUGCAUGGAACAUCUCUCCUCUGGAUUCCUGAUGAUACUCAGAGCUGAGAAUUUUGAAAGAAAGGAUGGCAAGUUCGAUUCUUUUGUCUGCUCUCCUGGAAUCUUUUCGGAACAGCUUCCUCCCUUAUCUGCACAGAGCAUCUGAAAAGCGUGACCAAGCUCUGAAGAUCGGAGCGUCCCUCUGGCACUGCAGCAAAGCCUCACUUCCCAUGCAUUCAGUGACCUCGAGAAGAUUAGGGGGAGCAGAGCCCCAGGACCCCAGUGGAGGUCCUAAUGCCAUGGAGGGAGAUGUGCUAAUGGAUCACACACCCACCAAGGCGGCCUGGAUCAGGCUGAGGUCACUGCUGGGGCAGGAAUAAACUUCAAGCAGCACAGAGCACCACUAAAUCAAUUAUAAUAAUCUAAUUAAUUACUGGUUAGGCUUUGUCUAAUAGAAUUUUAACCAGAAAUGACAUUUCCUAUCAUUAUAGCUUUCCUAGAUUGGAUGAAUCAAUAACUAGCAAGAAAGAGUAUUAAUGCAGCUAUUAAUGGACCAGUGUUGCUGCUUGUGGCUGAUUAGUGAUGCUAAAGCUUUAGUGCUUCAAAGGCUGAAUGAAAAGGCAUGAGAAGCACUGUGCAUUUGUUUCAGUACCCAGCUGUCCCUGUAUUGUCUACACAAAAUCCUGUCUCCUACUUCUGUCCCCGUGAUUACUGUUUAUUAUAAGCACCGUGUGUCUGGAUAAUGUUAAACAGUGAUGUUAAGAACCCAAACUUCACUUUUGUAUGCUGUUGUAAACUGGCAGCUGAUCUGGCAGCUCCCGAAUGAGAAUGUACUUCUGUCCAGCUGUAGCGCCUGUAAUGGAAGUGUGCCUGUGUGUAUUAAAUGUCUUCUGCAACAUGAAGCCA
This is a messenger RNA of Heterocephalus glaber (naked mole-rat), 5021 nucleotides long. It is a transcript of the gene Stk32a, whose product is annotated as serine/threonine kinase 32A. Lineage: Eukaryota; Metazoa; Chordata; Mammalia; Rodentia; Bathyergidae. The record is from RefSeq and is a predicted model, not a curated record. Gene Ontology annotation, molecular function: G protein-coupled receptor binding; G protein-coupled receptor kinase activity; ATP binding. Gene Ontology annotation, biological process: regulation of signal transduction; G protein-coupled receptor signaling pathway; protein phosphorylation.